UGGUCUGCUCCGUCUUGCUGCCAUGUUGGAUGUACGCAUCGCUGCUGCGGCUGCAGGAGUUUCCGAAUGAAAGUUGAGCUUUUAUCCGCGUACAGGCACACAGCUAGUCCUUAAUUUUUUUCAUUUUACACAAAACUGAGAAGUUAAGUGUCUUUGUUAAGCAGGAACAAGCCUGCAAAACACCCCCUCCGGUCCUCCUCCGCCCUCCAGUUCGGAGUCGGACUCAGCGGAGAUGAUCCGGUUGCAGGCCACUGCAACCGGAGUACGCAUGGAUUUUCUGUAAUUAGCAGUGCUCGCUGAGUCCGUCCGGGCAUAACCGCAUCGUUUCGGGGGGUUAACUAGAAGAAUUUGGAGCCAUGAACAGCCACCCGCCGCCCCGCAGGGCUCUUAACGUCGGCUCCAUCCUCCUGACCCCGCAGGAGAACGAGUGCCUGUUCGGCUACCUGGGCAGGAAAUGCGCUACGCUGUGUUCGGCGGUGGUCCAGGUGUACGGCGCAGACCGGAGCUGCUGCUGGGUGAAGAGGAGCUGUGGCGUGGCCUGUCUGGUCAAAGACAACCCACAGAGGUCCUACUUCAUCAGAGUGUUUGACAUCAAGGAAGGGAAAACCAUGUUUGAACAGGAGCUUUACCACAACUUCUCCAUCAGCAGCACCAGAUCCUACUUCAUCUCAUUUACAGGCGAUACCUGUCAGAUCGGUCUGAACUUCGCCAGUGAAGAAGAGGCCAAAAGAUUCCGAGCCGCCAUCAACGACCUGCUCAACCGACGACAACGCAAAACUGAGAAGAGAGGUGACCCUAAAAAUGGUCCAGCUCUGCACAUGGCCACGGUGGACAUCAAGAACCCGGAGAUCAACAACGUCAGAUUCCACAACUCCCACAGCCACCAGCAGCCAUACCACCUCAACAACAUGCUGAGCCACAGUGGCUUGAACAGGAAGGACAAGAAGACCAAAGGCAAGAAGAAGAAGUUGACCAAGGCCGACAUCGGCACGCCCAGCAACUUUCAGCACAUCGGUCACGUGGGCUGGGAUCCAAACACAGGUUUUGAUCUGAACAACCUGGACCCUGAACUCAAGAACCUGUUCGACAUGUGCGGCAUCUCUGAGGCUCAGCUGAAGGACCGAGAGACGUCUAAGGUCAUCUACGACUUCAUCGAGAAGAAGGGAGGCGUGGAGGCCGUCAAGAACGAGCUCAGGAGGCAGGCACCCCCUCCACCCCCUUCUCGUGGCGGCCCCCCUCCACCUCCUCCGCCUGCACACAACUCGGCUCCACCCCCUCCUCCUCCGCCACCAUCCAGGGGGGGCCGGGGAGCCCCUCCCUCCCCACCCCCUCCUCCGUCCAGAGCCCCCGCCUCAGCUCCUCCUCCUCCGCCUCCCUCCAGACCAGGAACUCUGGGUGCCCCUCCUCCUCCACCCCCUCCCACCCGGGGAGGUCACCAGCCCCCUCCUCCUCCCCACCAUCAUCACCACCACCACCACCACCAGCCCCCCCCUCCUCCUGCUCCGUCAUCUCUGCACUCCUCCAUCGCCCCCCAAGCCCCGCCUCCUCCGCCUCCCCCACUGGCCCUGCAGUCCCCAGUAGGCGGCGGUGGCGGCGGCUCCGCCCCUGCUCCCCCUCCUCCGCCUCCUCCUCCCCCUCCCCCUCCUGGCCCCCCUCCCCCGCCGGAGCUGGACGGAGGCGGAGACUCUCCUCACUCGCCGAGCCCUGGCGGGAAGUCGGCGCUGCUGGAGCAGAUCAGAGUCGGCGCUCAGCUGAAGAAGGUGGAGCAGAACAACCGCGCGCCGGCCUCCGGCGUGGGACGAGACGCCCUGCUGGACCAGAUCCGACAGGGAAUCCAGCUCAAGAACGUGCCGGAUCAGCCAGAGUCCGGCCCGCCGUCGUCUGCUCCCACCGCGGGCAUCGUCGGCGCCCUCAUGGAAGUGAUGCAGAAGAGGAGCAAAGCCAUCCAUUCCUCAGACGAAGACGAGGAUGAUGACGAAGACGAGGACUUUGAAGACGAUGACGAGUGGGACGACUAGCGAAGAUUUCUUUACCCAGGUCCCCCACACCCCCGCCCCAUCUCUGCACCUCCCGCGGACACUAAAAUAUCUUCUAAAAAUCUUCCAGCAUCCGACUAAAAUUGUAAAUGUUGUAUGAAUUAGCUGCAUAUUUAUUUUUGCCUUUUUUUUUUUGCUUUUUCAAUUUUUUUUUUAAGAUUAUUAUUAUAAAUAAUCUGUGCAAUACCUCAUCUGUUAAAUCUGCAACGUUCGUCACACAUCCUCAUCGUUAAAGACGUCCUGUCAUUAGAAAGCACUUAACACCGCCAUCAGCACAACGUGGAGACCUAUCACUAAUCAGUCAUAUAAAACACUAGCUGCUCCACCGAGAGGAGUCUUCACGCGCUAUAAAAAAUAUAUUUUUUUGCGUUCCAUUUCUUCAUGUUUUCAUUCCUCGAAAGAAAGGGAAAAGGGAGACGUGCGUGCGACCAAACAGGCGGGAUCCUCUUUGUGUUUGACAGCGGUCGGUUUAAAUGCGAGAUAACACUAUUUUCUUACUGUGCUUCUUUUCGUACCUCCGAGUUUCCUAAAAAAAAUUGUAGUUUAGUCGUGUUCUUUU
Perca fluviatilis (European perch) is the source of this 2595-nucleotide messenger RNA. It is a transcript of the gene wasla, whose product is annotated as WASP like actin nucleation promoting factor a. Lineage: Eukaryota; Metazoa; Chordata; Actinopteri; Perciformes; Percidae. Gene Ontology annotation, biological process: actin filament organization; regulation of Rho protein signal transduction. Gene Ontology annotation, molecular function: actin binding; small GTPase binding. The record is from RefSeq and is a predicted model, not a curated record.